AGCCUCACGUUUUUUAUUCCGGAUCUUAAUAAAAUCCACACAGGAAACUGAAUCUUUCUCCUGUCGUUGUUCCUCUCUCUCCUAGUCUCCUACAAUGCAAUAACCCAACAAUAAAUGCUUUCCUCGACCUUAUCGAAUUCCUUCUCCUAAUUCGAUUUCUUCGAUCCGUUGUUAACCACACCAAAAACCCUAACUAACAUACUCGGACGGGUUCGACGAGCAAUCAAAACGGGGUUUCAUCCUCUGGCCAUGCAACUCUGGCUGUCAGCAAAUUCCCUCUCCAGAGAGGAUUCCUUGUAUUCUUUUUCUAAUUCUCGAAUCUCUGCUUUUUUUCUUUUCACAUGAAAUGUCCUCCACCGAUUCUCAUGCCCAUCCUCGUCCUAAUCCCAAGCAAUGUCUUCUCUGCAAUGCCGGCGCCGGUGCUGCUGCCGGAGUUAUUGCCGCUACAUUCGUCUGUCCUUUAGAUGUUAUCAAAACUAGGUUUCAGGUUCAUGGCCUGCCAAAACUCGAUGUUGCUGCCAAUAGUUUUAAAGGGAGUCUUAUAGUUAGUAGUUUGGAACAAAUAUUCCGGAGGGAGGGGUUGCGUGGUAUGUACCGGGGGCUUGCUCCAACCGUGCUCGCACUGCUUCCUAACUGGGCUGUUUAUUUUACAAUCUACGAACAGCUCAAAAGCUUUCUUUGUUCCAAUGAUGAAGGUCAUCAUCUUUCAAUAGGUGCUAAUAUGAUAGCUGCUUCUGGUGCUGGAGCUGUAACAGCUAUUUUCACAAAUCCUCUUUGGGUUGUAAAGACAAGACUUCAAACUCAAGGAAUGAGAGCUGGUGUUGUUCCAUAUAGGAGUACACUGUCUGCUUUGAGAAGAAUAGCUUACGAGGAAGGCAUACGUGGGUUGUACAGUGGUCUUGUGCCUGCAUUGGCUGGUAUCAGUCAUGUUGCCAUCCAAUUUCCAACAUACGAGAAGAUCAAAAUGUAUUUGGCCACCCGAGAUAAUACCGCAAUGGAUAAACUAGGUGCACGUGAUGUUGCUGUUGCCUCAUCAGUCUCCAAAAUAUUUGCUUCAACACUGACAUAUCCACACGAGGUAGUUCGCUCAAGGCUUCAAGAACAAGGCCACCACUCAGAAAAGCGUUACUCUGGUGUGGUCGAUUGCAUAAAGAAAGUAUUUCAACAAGAGGGUCUCCCUGGAUUUUACCGAGGGUGUGCCACCAACCUUAUUAGAACAACGCCAGCAGCUGUUAUUACAUUCACCAGCUUUGAGAUGAUUCACAGAUUUCUUGUUACCCUUUCCCCUCCUGAUCCACAGCCUCAGACAUUGUGAAGAUGGAUUUUAUUUGAGAAUAUUGCGUGGAUAGAUAAAACUUGCAUUGCCUAGAAUUUGCAACAUGGAAGAGCAGAUGAGGUUGGUCAGCGUCAUGAUGAUACCUUUUCUAGAUUAUACUAAGUAUUCAUAAUUGUCUCACGUAGUUUUUAGAAAUAUUGGAUGGCAUUGAUGCCCACAUCCUCUAGCGUAAAAUCUGCUACAUGAAGUUAUCAGAAGGGGAGUGAAUAUUAUGUUAAACUGACAGUGAUAAUGACGAUAAAAAGGGAUACUGUGUGAAUUUUUCAUAGGAACAUUAUUUUAUGAAUAAUAUUUAAUAAUCAGAAAUCA
Molecule: messenger RNA, 1645 nt
Organism: Populus nigra (black poplar)
Lineage: Eukaryota; Viridiplantae; Streptophyta; Magnoliopsida; Malpighiales; Salicaceae
Product: nicotinamide adenine dinucleotide transporter 1, chloroplastic-like
Exons: 9
Coding region: 347-1315 (322 amino acids)
Biological process (GO): NAD transmembrane transport
Molecular function (GO): NAD transmembrane transporter activity
Source: RefSeq, a predicted model, not a curated record